Messenger RNA from Conger conger (European conger), 7168 nucleotides. RefSeq names its product sortilin-related receptor, L(DLR class) A repeats containing (gene sorl1). The coding region runs from base 2 to 6835 and encodes 2277 amino acids. Gene Ontology annotation, biological process: post-Golgi vesicle-mediated transport; protein targeting to lysosome; protein retention in Golgi apparatus. The transcript is spliced from 47 exons. Gene Ontology annotation, molecular function: protein binding. Gene Ontology annotation, cellular component: membrane; Golgi apparatus. The record is from RefSeq and is a predicted model, not a curated record. NCBI's taxonomy places the organism in Eukaryota, Metazoa, Chordata, Actinopteri, Anguilliformes, Congridae.
CAUGGCGCCGCGGCGGUCAUUCAAGAUGCUGUCUCCUCUUCGGUUUACAGUAUAUCUUUUAAUAAGCGUGGUGCCUGGGUAUUCUUCCUCCACGCUCCGGGUUCACCAAAACGAGCGUUUCAUGUUGCCGCAAGACAGGGGGUUUUCGUGGGUCACCGCGAACGAAAAUCAGCUUGGGUCGAACAACGAGGCGACCGCACAAACGCUGCGCGAAGAGAGUGGAGACAGGACGGCUUCGGCUGCGCAUCAGCAUCGCAGUCGCAGGAGCGCUGCAGAGUCGCCCCUGCCGAAGGUGUACGGGAAGGCCAACCUGAAUGACUCACACAACCAGAUGGUGGUGCACUGGGCUGGAGAGAAGAGCAACGUGAUUGUAGCAUUAGCCAGAGACAGUGCAGGAGCCACAGGACCCAAGACCAGCUCGAUCUACGUCUCCUAUGACUACGGCACCAACUUCGCGCCCAUCUCAGACAAGUUCCAGCUGUCGGGCAAGAAGAAGGGGGCUAAGCAGGUCAUUGCCCAGUUCUACCACAGCCCUGCUGACAACAAGAGGUACCUCUUCGCAGACACCACCAAUGGCUACCUGUGGAACACCUUCGAUUUCUGCAAGACCAUCCAGGGCUUUGCCCCGCCUUUCAAGCCCACAGAUCUCGUGCUUCACAGCACCAGGCCAAAUCUGUUGCUGGGAUACGACAGCUCUCACCCCAAUAAGCAGCUGUGGAAGUCGGAUGACUUUGGCGAGACGUGGGUGUUGAUCCAAGAACAUGUCAAGUCAUACUUUUGGGGCGUGGAGCCGUACGACCCUCCCACCACGGUGCUGCUGCAGAGGCACGAGCCCCAGGGAGUGUCCACCAUCCUCAGCAGCACCGACUUCUUCCAGAGCGAGCAGAGCCGGCACGUCAUCCUGGAGCGCGCAGACAGCUUCCAGCUCCGCGACAAGUACAUGUUCGCCACCACCACCGCCUCGCCUCCACAGGAAGGGCAAAACCAGAACCCCUCCCCCGUCCAGCUGUGGGUGUCCUACAACCGCCAGCCAAUGCGUGCUGCCCGCUUUAUGACCCGCCACCCCAUCACUGAGUACUACAUCGCCGACGCCUCCGAGGAGCAGGUGUUUGUGUGUGUUAAUCACAGCAACAACGUCACGCACCUGUACAUCUCUGACACCGAAGGCCUGUCCUUCUCCCUGUCUCUGGAGAACGUGCUGUACUACAGCCCUGAGGGCUCAGGAAGCAGCACGCUGAUCAGGUACUUUGCCAGCGAGCCCUUUGCAGACCUGCAUCGUGUAGAGGGCCUGAGGGGCGUGUUUGUGGCCACUCUGAUUAACGGCUCUCUGAGUGAGGACAACAUGCGCUCCGUCAUCACCUUCGACAAGGGCGGCACCUGGGAGCUGCUGACCCCGCCCACUGCUGACAGCCUGGGCGGGACCAUAGACUGCCAGCUGUCCAGGGCGUGCUCGCUGCACCUGGCCCAGCGCUGGAGUCAGCUGCUGAACAUCCAGCUGCGUCGCAUACCCAUCCUGUCCAAGGAGUCUGCACCAGGCCUCAUCAUGGCCACAGGGUCUGUUGGGCGGAGUCUGGCCAAUAAGCCCAAUGUGUACGUGUCCAGCAGUGCUGGGGUCCGCUGGAGAGAGGCGCUGGCAGGACCCCAUUUCUAUACGUGGGGAGACCACGGGGGGAUUCUGAUGGCCAUCCCACAGGGGGGGUCCACCACCCAGCUCAAGUUCAGCACCAACGAGGGCGAGACGUGGACUCCGUUCCAGUUCUCCUCGCGGGAGGUGUUUGUGUACCAGCUGCUGACGGAGCCGGGGGAGAAGAGCACCAUCUUCACCGUGUUCGGCUCCUACGCCGACCACUGGCACAGCUGGCUCAUCCUGCAGAUCAACGCCAGCGACGUGCUGGGCGUGCCGUGUGCAGAGGGAGAUUACAAGCGCUGGUCUCCCUCAGACGAGCGUGGCAGCGCCUGCCUCCUGGGCAGGGAGAUGGUGUUCAAACGCCGCUCCCCACACGCCACCUGCUUCAACGGAGAGGACUUUGACCGGCCGGUCACCGUCACCAACUGCUCCUGCACACGCCAGGACUAUGAGUGUGACUACGGCUUUAAGCUGAGUGAAGACCUGUCUCUGGAGGUGUGUGUUCCCGACCCAGAGUUCUCAGGCAGUCUCUACGCCCCCCCGGUACCCUGCCCUGUAGGAACCACUUACCGCCGCAGCAAAGGGUACAGGAAGGUGUCGGGGGACAGCUGCAGCGGGGGUGAUGUGGAGGCCCGGCUGGAUGGAGAGAUGCUCCCCUGCCCUGUAGGAGAGAGUAAUGAGUUCAUCUUGUACGCCGUGCGUAACUCCAUCCAUCGCUACGACCUGGCCACUGGCACAGACACGCCCCUGCCCCUGUCGGGACUGCGUGAGGCCGUCGCCCUGGACUUCGACUACGAGAGGAACUGCCUUUACUGGGCUGAUAUCGCCCUGGACACCAUACAGAGACUGUGUCUGAAUGGCAGCUCUGGACAGGAAAUAAUCGUGAGGAGGGGCCUGCAGAAUGUGGAGGCCCUGACCUUUGACCCCGUCAGCAGGCUUCUCUAUUGGGUGGAUGCCGGAGCUCAAAAGAUUGAGGUGGCUAACGCUGACGGAGACCUGAGACGCACUCUGCUGAACUCCUCAGUGCUGGAACAUCCCAGAGCCCUGGCCCUCAUCCCUGCUGAGAGCCUGAUGUUCUGGACGGACUGGGGGGACCGGGCGGCGGGGGUGUACCGGGGCUGGAUGGACGGCUCCAACGCCUCCUGCAUCGCGUCCGAGGGCGUGCGCUGGCCCAACGGCAUCGCCGCCGACGACCGCUGGCUGUACUGGACGGAGGCGUUCGGGGAUCGCAUCGAGAGAGCCGACUUCAGCGGGGGCCAGCGCAGUGUGGUGCUGGCCGGCCUGCCCCACCCCUACGCCAUCGCCGUCUUUAAGAAUGACAUCUAUUGGGAUGACUGGUCACGGAUGGGAAUCUUCAAGGCCCCCAAAUCCGGCUCCCUAGAUAGUGAGCUGCUCGUAGGCCGGCUGACUGGAGUGAUGGACCUCAAGAUCUUCUACAAGGGAAAAACGAAAGGUCAUAACGCCUGUGCCAGUCAGCCCUGCAGCCUGCUGUGUCUGCCCCAGCCGGGUCAGCGCCAUACCUGUGUGUGUCCAGAGGGGGCGCCCACCACCCUCCUGCCCUCGGGGGAGGUGCAGUGCCAGUGCCCGACGGGAUACCACCUGCGCAACAACACCUGCGUGAAGUCAGAGCACACCUGCCUGCCCAACCAGUACCGCUGUGCCAACGGAAAGUGCAUCAGCAGCAUCUGGAAGUGCGACAGCGACAACGACUGUGGAGACAUGAGCGAUGAGCUGGAGUGCCCCACCACGUCAUGUGACCCGGCGGUGCAGUUCCGCUGCGUGGUGUCGGGCUCCUGCAUCCCGCUGGCCUUCCGGUGCGACCAUGAGGAUGACUGUGGUGACAACAGUGACGAAGAGCACUGUGAGAGUCACCAGUGUGGGCAGGGGGAGUUCACGUGUGCGCGGGGUGUGUGUAUCCGGGACGCCUGGCGCUGCGAUGGAGACAACGACUGCAGGGAUUGGUCUGAUGAGGUCAACUGCACCGUGGGCCACCACACCUGUGAGUCGAGCAGUUUCCAGUGCCACACGGGUCACUGCAUCCCCCAGCGCUGGGUGUGUGACGGGGACGAUGACUGCCAGGACGGCUCUGACGAGGAGCCAACACACUGCGGAGGAGAGCGCUGUAACGGGUUCCUGUGCUCCAACGGCACCUGCCUGCACUCCAGCGCUCACUGCAACGGCGUGAAGGACUGCCCAGGGGGCGCUGACGAGCAGCACUGCGACCCUCUGUGCACGCGCUACAUGGAGUUUGUGUGCCGCAGCCGCACGCAGUGUCUGUUCCAGUCGCUGGUGUGCGACGGCGUGCGGCACUGCGAGGACGGCUCGGACGAGGACACGGCCUACGCCGGAUGCCCCACCAGACCGGAAUUCGAGAAGACGUGCGACGCCUACACCUUCCAGUGCUCCAACGGCGUGUGUGUGAGCCUGGAGUGGAAGUGCGACGGCAUGGACGACUGUGGAGACUACUCCGAUGAGGCCAACUGCGGUGUGACCACAGACGUGCCAGGCUGUACGCGGUACUAUCAGUACGAGUGUGCUAACGGCCGCUGUGUGCCCACCUGGUGGAAGUGUGACGGAGAGAACGACUGUGGAGACUGGUCUGAGGAGUCCUACUGCACAGGCAGGGUGACGCCCCACACUCCGUCCUCCACCCCGGGGUCCUGCUCCCCCGACCACUUCCACUGCGGCUCGGGCGCCUGCAUCAUCCGGGCGUGGGUGUGUGACGGGUACGCGGACUGCCCCGACGGCUCCGACGAGCUGGGCUGCCCCACGGGCUCCAAUGGGACAGUGACCCAGGCUGCCCCACCCACUGCCACCCCCACGUUGCCCCUCCCCCCCGGCCGCUGUAACAAGGGGCAGUUUCCGUGCCAACGCCCCCCUGUGUGCAUCCCGGACUGGCAGCGCUGCGAUGGCAAGCCACACUGUCACGACGGCUCUGACGAGGCGCACUGCCCCACCCGCGGGCCGCUGUCCUGCGUGAACGGCACUCUGUGCGCCGACAUGGAGGCCUGCGUGACGGACGGCGAGCGCUGCGACGGCUUCAUGGACUGCUCCGACCACAGCGACGAGGACAACUGCACCGCCGACACCCUGGUCUAUAAGAUCCAGAACCUGCACUGGAGUUCUGACUUCUCUGGCGCUGUUACCCUCACUUGGUCCCGACCCAAAAACCUGCCCCUAUCCUCCUGCUACUUCCUGGUCUAUUACAGGCUGGUUGGCGCUCAGCAGUGGACCCUCAUGGAGACACACAGUGUGAAGAGCAGCUGCACUCUGAUGGUGUUGAAGCCUGACACCACCUACCAGGUCAAGGUGCAGACACAGUGUCUCAACAAAUUGCACAAAACCAACGAGGUCCUGACACUCCGCACGCCCGAGGGAUUGCCGGACCCCCCCAGGGACCUGCAGCUCUCAUGUGACAAAGGGGAGGAUGGCACAGUGGUUUGCUCCUGGAACCCCCCCGAUAAAGCGCAUGGUUUGAUCCGGGAGUAUCUUGUGGAGUACAGUCAGACGGGCAGUGCGGAAUGGACCUCACAACGCAGCGGCACCACCACAGCGGAGAUCCACAACCUGCAACCUAGCGCCCUCUACAGGUUCCGGGUGGCAGCCGUGACUGGCCGGGGGGUGGGGAACUGGACGGAGAUUAAAAGCAUCACCCCACAGAAAGCUCUACCUCCCCCAUCUGUUGCUCUGGAGAAAGUUACAGACAACUCUGUUAGUCUCACGUUCAGUUUCAACCCGCAGUAUGAGGUGAAGCAGUAUAUGGUGGUGCUGUCCUGGGCGUUUGACGCUCAUGUUAAAGAGAGCUGGAAUUACACUGUGCAGGGGAAGAUUCUGAAAGUGAGUAACCUGACAGCAGGCACGUUGUAUGAGCUGGCUGUGUGGGCCCACACCAGUGUGGGGGACAGCCCCACCGCCCUGUCCCACCUGCAGACAAACGGCUCUCAGCCCGCCCCUCCCUUCCUGAAGGCCCGCCCCCUCAACCAGACCGCUGUGGACUGCAGCUGGACCGGUGCCCACGCAGAGGUGUAUGGCGUGUUCUUCGCUCCCUCCUUCCUGGAGCUCUACCGCGACCCUCGCAGUCAGAACUGCAGUGGCAGCAGUGCCAUCGUCACCGUGGACACCGACGCACAGUACCUCUUCCUGGUGCGGGCUAUCGCGCCCUACCUCGGCCCCCCCUCGGAGUACACGGUGGUGAAGAUGAUCCCCGACAACCGGCUGCCCCCCCGUAACCUGCACAAAGUGGGGGUGGAGAAGACCCAGGCCACGCUCAAGUGGCAGCCCCCCUACGACACCCCCAGCGCCCCACUGACGUACGUGGUGCACGUCCGCGACGCGCUGCGUAAGACGGAGCGCAGCUACAAGCUCAGCACGCCCAACAACACGGUGGAGUACUGCCUGAAGGGCCUGGAGCCGGGCGGCCGCUACAGCGUUAGCGUCAGGCUGCGCAACAUGAGCAAGGAGGCCAGCUACACGCUCAGCACAGUUCCUCUGCCAGCACCAGAUGCGCUGAAGAUAUUGACAGAAAACGAUCAUGUCUUCCUGUUCUGGAAGAGUCUGGCGGUGAAGGAGCAGAGCUUCAAUGAGAGUCGGGGCUAUGAGAUCCACAUGCAUGACAGUGUGACCAACUCCACCUCCUUCCUGGGUAACACCACUGACACAUUCUUCAGGAUCAACAGCCUGCAUUUGGGGCACAACUACACCUUCUCUGUGCAGGCCCAGUGCCUGCUGAACACACAGCUGUGUGGGGAGCCAGCCCUGCUGCAGUACACUGACCUGGGCACUGGUCCAGGCGGUGACUCAGCGUCGCGCUCAGACUCAGGGCCCACGGCGGUGGUGGUGGUGCCGGUGAUGCUGCUGCUGCUGCUGGCUCUGUGCGCGGGGCUGCUGGCCCUGUACCUCAGACACCGCCGCCUGCAGCACAACUUCACCGCCUUCGCUAACAGCCACUACAACUCCCGCCUCGGCUCCGCCAUCUUCUCCUCCGGGGACGAGCUGGGUGCGGCUGCCCUCCCGUACACCCUCACCCCCCUCCCAUUCUCCCUCACACACACCCACACCUCCCCCUCACACCCAGCUCUCUCCAUUACCUUACACUGUUUUUUAUUUGGCAGGCACUUUUAUCCAAACAAAAGUGCACACCGAAGGUCAUUGGAACAUAAACAAACAAACAAACACAGGUCAAAUGAAGUGCAAUUCUGUGUAAAGUAGCAGCUGCCCAUAGCCAUGAAUAUCACGAACUCUCGACCCCCCUCCCCUCCACACCCACACCUGUGUCUUUUUGUUCUUGUCAUUUUCUUUUUCUUUUUAAGGUUCUGGUCUGUGCUCCACAUGUUAUCUGUCUCGGGAGUGUGGCACUGAGAACACAUUUCAUGUAUUUCUUUUUAAACAUGACUAAUAAAUGAAUGUUUCUGCUAUCUACAUCCAUCUUCAGCCCUUCUCCCCGCUCCACCUCCUCAUACGGCUGUCCUCCAUCCCACACUGCUCUCCUCUCCUCACCUGGAGUUUGGCAGCCCGGUGGAGUAAGUUGCUGACGGAGCUGUA